UGUUAAGUCUGGUUAAGUCCAGCGUAGGGCCGAGGCCCAGCAUUCGCACUGGAAGGCAGCUGGCUCUUGUUAGGCCUAAUCAGAGGUGAAUUAGCCGUCCUAGCCAGUGUAAGACCGAGGCCCAGUGAGCGAGCUGGAAGGCAACUGGCAGCCAGCAUAAGACCGGGGCCCAGCAUUCACGCUGGAAGGCAGCUGGUUCUGUGAGGGAGUGGGAAGGAACGUCUCUCCCGACUCCGAAUCUGAUGGGCAGUGGACGCCCUUCGGUGAGAUGACACUGGGAAGCAAGACAGCAGUAACCCGGGAUAGACCUAGUUCUGUGUUUUCGGCCGAUAUUUGUUUCUCUUCUGUCUGUCGCCUUUGUGUGCCGACACCACUUUCGUUUUUUUGUGUGUUCAUUGUGAGCUCCAUCGUUAUGGGUCAAAGCUCUUCCACCCCUUUGUCUGUGAUGACUGACCAUGAAGAUCGGGAGAGUCAGAAGAAGAAGCUGAUACUCCAGGAAUCCUCUUUAUAUCCUAGCCUGAUUGACUUAUACACUGAAAUCUCAUCUCCCCCAUAUAUGCAGCCACCCUUGCCCCCGCAGUUACCGCAGGUGUCGCCGUGGAUCAAAGGAGGGACCCAGAACCCUCGGCUCCGCCAUGGGAAGGGGGGCCGGCCCAAGGAACUCGCGGAAGAACUGGAAGGGGCGGAGACUUGUCUGAGGAUGGAAGCCAGGAGGCUCCUUCAUCCACCGUUCAGGCAUUCCCUGUCCGGGUGGGGCCAGCAAAUCCCAGUGGGGAACGAACAUACCAGUACUGGCCGUUUUCUACGAGUGAUUUAUAUAACUGGAAAACUCAAACCCCUUCUUUUUCCGAAAAACCCUAAGGUCUUAUUGAUCUCUUAGAUUCUAUCCUGUUUACUCACAAUCCUACUUGGGAUGAUUGUCAUCAGCUGUUGCAGGUGUUCUUCACCACGGAGGAAUGGGAGCAAAUUCUAUCGGAAGCAUGAAAACAUGUUCCAGGAGUGGACGGAAGACCCACCACGCAGCCCCACCUAAUCGAGGAGGGGUUUCCUUUGAUGCGACCGAACUGGGAUUUUGAACGCGCUGAAGGUAGGGAGCGUCUCCGAGUGUACAGCCAGACUCUGAUGGCUGGCCUCUGGGCAGCCGCCAGGAAACCAACGAAUUUGUCUAAGGUAAAUUUGAUAAGACAGGAGCCAAAUGAGAGCCCGGCAGCCUUUUUAGAGAGGUUAAUUGAGGCUUUCAGGCAGUAUACGCCCAUGGACCCUCAGGCUGAUGAGUCACGCGCAGCAGUCUUGCUAGCCUUUGUUAAUCAGGCAGCUCCGGAUAUCAGGAGGAAGUUACAGAGGAUAGAGAGGCUGGGAGAACAGUCAAUACAGGAUCUGGUGAGGGCAGCUGAGAAAGUGUUUAAUAACAGAGAGAAAGGGAGGAACAAAUUAGACGGGAGGAAAGGGAAUUUAGAGCUAAGGAAAACUGAAGAAAUCAGAAAGAGCUGGCUCAAAUUUUCUUUGCAGGGACGAGACUGGGACCUGAUUCCCAGAAGACUCAAGACACCCAGCCGAAAGGAAGGGAGAAACCAGCCAGACCGACCCUAAAGAGAGACCAAUGUGCCUAUUGCAAAGACCAAGGGCACUGGAAAAAUGAGUGCCCCAAGAGAAACCUGAAAAAAAGGACUGUAAGGAAAGAAGAGUCUCCCUCGGAUACCCACAUCUUAUAUGCAGGAGGAGAUAGUGAUUAGGGGGGUCGGGGCCUGGCACCCCUCCCUGAGUCCUGGGUAACUAUUAAUGUGGAGGGGAAACUGGUCGGCUUCACGGUGGAUACGGGAGCCCAAUACUUGGUCUUCAAUCAAAAAUUCGGGCCGAUGUCCAAGAAGACUAGCUUGGUCCAGGGAGCCACCGGGACAAAAUGAUAUUACUGGACUACUAAACUAAAAGUGGACUUGGGAGCCCAACGGGUGCCCCACUCAUUUCUGGUGAUCCCGGAAUGUCCGGCCCGUUUAUUAGGAAGAGACAUAUUUUCCAAAGUCAAUGCACAAAUUCACUUUGAUUCUGGAGGGAUAUCAGUCACAGAUGGGCUUGGACAACCAAUUCAUGUUUUAUUCCUGGCACUGAGAGAUGAAUACAGACUAUAUUCACCAAACCCCCCUGCAGCUGUGGACCCGGCUAUGCUACAAUGGAUCCAAAAAUACCCUCUGGCCUGGGCCGAGUCGGCAGGAGUAGGACCGGCAAAACAAAGACCUCCCAUCAUUGUUGAUUUAAAAGCAAAUGCUACCCCUGUGAAGGUAAAGCAGCACCCCCUGAGUCAGGAGGCCCGGCAAGGAAUCACGCCACACAUACAGCGCCUCCUGAAGAUAGGGAUUCUUAAAAAGUGCCGGUGCCCAUGGAAUACUCCCCUGCUGCCUGUGAAAAAGCCCAGGGGAACAGACUUUAGACUGUCCAAGAUCUUCGGGAAGUCAGCAAACGGUUUGCCUCUGGCCCCCCAGAGCCAAGAGAUCUUCGCAUUCGAGUGGACUGACGAAGACAGUCAAACUGUAGGACAGCUGACCUGGACUCGCCUUCCAUAGGGAUUUAAAAACUUGCCGGCGUUGUUCAACGAGGCUCUAGGUGAGGACCUCUGGGAGUACCAGAUUAGCCACCCCCACAUUGUCCUGUUGCAAUAUGUGGAUGACCCCAUGCUGGCCGCUACUAGCAAGGAGACAUGCCUAGAGGCCACAGGCAACCUCCUUCAGACUCUGGGGACAUUGGGGUACCAGGCGAGUGUAAAGAAGGCCCAAAUUGCUGAACAGGAAGUCGUUUACUUGGGGUACAAAAUAAAACAGGGGCAAAGAUGGUUGACUCAGGCUAUGAAAGAGACUAUUUUAUAGAUCCCCGAGCCAACGACUCCUUGGCAAGUGAGGGAGUUCUUAGGGACUGACUGUUGGGUACUGCAGGCUAUGGAUCCUGGGGUUUGCUGAAAAGGCCCGGCCUCUAUACCGGGAAGUAGAGAAAAUAAGAACUGGACUUGGACUGAGCCAAUGAGGCGGGCAUUUCAGGAACUUCGACAGGUGUUACUGGAAGCCCCAGCCCUAGCUCUCCCUGACCCGGCUAAGCCAUUUCAACUGUUUGUGGAUGAAAAGCAGGGAGUGGGAAAGGGAGUCCUGACACAGCAAUGGGGACCUUGGAGGCGGCCUGUGGCAUACCUCUCUAAACGGCUGGACCCGGUAGCUGCUGGAUGGCCGCCCUGUCUCCGUAUCAUCGCGGCCGCUGCUCUCCUUGUCCAUGACGCCGACAAGUUGACUUAUGGACAGCGCCUCCUGGUCUACACUCCCCAUGCCAUAGAGGGGAUCCUCAAACAGCCACCGGGUAAGUGGAUUUCUAACGCUCGCUUAACCCAUGACCAAGCCCUGCUGUUAGAUGCUCCCCGGAUACGCUUUCAGACACCUUGUUUUCUAAAUCCUGCUACUCUCUUGCCCAUCCCAGAGGAGGAUGGGCCUCUCCAUGACCGUGUUGAAGUAUUGGCUGAGGUAACCGCCAUACGAAGAGACCUCAGCGACAUACCAUUAAAGGACAGUGAGCUGAUAUGGUUCACAGAUGGGAGCAGUUAUAUAAAGGAUGGGCAGAGAAAAGCAGGGCCAGCCAUAGUAGAUGACACUGGGAGGGUCGUCUGGGCUGAGGCUUUGCCCCCUGGAACAUCCGCCCAAAAAGCAGAAUUGAUAGCUGUGAUACAAGCACUAGAGAGGGCGAAAGGAAAAAAGGUCACCAUUUACACUGACAGCCGGUAUGCAUUCGGCACCGUGCAUAUUCAAGGCCCUAUAUAUAAAGAGCAGGGGUUCUUGAUGGCAGAGGGAAAAGAGAUUAAGAACCUACCUGAAAUACAGACUCUUUGCAGCGGUCCACUUGCCCCGGGCAGUAUCCAUAGUACAUGUCCCAGGACACCAGAAAGGAGAAGAUGCCAGGGCCCGAGGCAACCGUGCUGCCGAUGCAGCAGCCCAUGAGGUGGCCGCUGGAUACUGCCAAGCUCAUGUGCUGGCUGUAGGAUUACCACCGCCGGGGAUGGGGACUCUCCCCUCAAGCCCCAUAUACUCCCCCUCUGAUUUAAGCUGGAUGCAGGAUAACACCAACCGCCCUGCGGGCAAGGACGGAGGGUAUCGGGACCAGGAUGACAACCUGUUGCUUCCUGCCGACCUGGGCAGACAUCUCUGUACCCAUUUACAUCAAACCACCCAUUUGGGAGAGAAAAAGACUUUGACGCUUCUACAAGCAGCGCAGCUGUGGUUUCCCCGACAAAAGAUAACCAUACAGGACAUGUCCGCACCUGCAAGGCCUGUCAGAUGAUGAGACCGGGAAAAGGACAGCACACAGGUGUAAGAUACUGGGGGAAAGGUGGGGACAGCAUUGGGAGAUAGAUUUUACAGAGGUCAGGCCAGGCAAGUAUGGCUAUCGUUACCUGUUAGUUUUGGUUGAUACAUUUUCUGCGUGGGUAGAAGCUUACCCCACUAAAAAGGAGACAGCAAUAAUAGUGGCUAAGAAGCUCCUAGAAGAGAUAAUACCUAGGUUUGGGCUGCCAGCAUCUAUUGGCUCUGAUAAUGGACCUGCAUUUGUGAGCAAAAUUGUUAAAGGUCUGGUCUCAGCCCUGGGGACCAAAUGGAAGCUACACUGCGAGUACAGUCCCCAGAGCUCAGGCCAAGUAGAAAGAAUGAAUUGGACCCUAAAGGAAACUUUAACAAAGCUGGCAAUAGAGACUGGUGGGGACUGGGUAACCCUCCUUCCCUUUGCGCUUUUUCGGGCACACAAUACCCCCUAUAAACUAGGUUUGACUCCCUUUGAAAUUGUAUAUGGAAGUCCACCCCCCAUUUGUUCAGUGUUUGAGGGAAAGACUAAACCAUCUCUCUCGCUAGCACGUUCCAACAAGAGAUGCUGGCUUUAAGUAAAGUGCAUAAACGUAUCUGGUCACUGAGACGAGAAGUUCAUGAGGGCCAGAGUAAAGGAACCAUCCCGUCCCAUGAUAUGGGCCCGGGAGAUUGGGUCUGGGUUAAGAGACACCAGUCAAAAACCUUAGAGCCAAGAUGGAAGGGCCCCUAUGUUGUUCUCCUUACCACCCUCACUGCCCUAAAGGUGGCCAGAAUUGGACCCUGGGUGCACUGCAACCACGUGCAUCGUGCCACCCCAGAGGAACAAGAAAAGGCCCAAAAAGAAUGGAAGGCAACGCCGCAUCCCACCAACCCCUUAAAAAUGAAGCUCGUCCGCCAGCUGGCCCCAGACAAAUCCCCCUGACUCUCCUGUUGGUGGCCCUCCUUCUCCACUCCGGAACUGCUGGUGCUAACCCACAUCAACCUGCUAAGAUCAGCUGGACGCUUCGUAAUGGACUAACCCAUGAGGUACUCAAUUCGACUACUGGAAUCCCCCCAAUACCUGGUGGCCAGAUUUAUUCUUUGACCUUGGACCUUUGUAAAAAGAACAUAUCAGUACAGUUCAAGUGAUGAUGCUGAGACAACACUAUCAGGCAAUGUCUCAGAAUGAAGAGGAGGAUUCCUCUCCAUGAUCAAAGGACGGGGGGAAAGUUGGGACCUAACAAACACCAUGAUAGGCUUCA
This is a messenger RNA of Capra hircus (goat), 5566 nucleotides long. RefSeq lists its product as uncharacterized. NCBI's taxonomy places the organism in Eukaryota, Metazoa, Chordata, Mammalia, Artiodactyla, Bovidae. The transcript is spliced from 2 exons. Gene Ontology annotation, molecular function: nucleic acid binding; RNA-DNA hybrid ribonuclease activity. The coding region runs from base 3009 to 3968 and encodes 319 amino acids. The record is from RefSeq and is a predicted model, not a curated record.